Molecule: messenger RNA, 834 nt
Organism: Zingiber officinale
Lineage: Eukaryota; Viridiplantae; Streptophyta; Magnoliopsida; Zingiberales; Zingiberaceae
Exons: 6
Coding region: 1-834 (277 amino acids)
Source: RefSeq, a predicted model, not a curated record
AUGGAAAAUAAGAAAAAAAUGUUAGAUGUUAUAAAGGAAAAGUAUGACCUUCCUCCUGGAACAGAAAGUUGGACACUACGUUCAAUAUCAAAAAAAUGGAGAAAUUGGAAGUCAGAACUUAAAAAGAAGUAUUAUGAUCCUGAGUUACCAAUGCAAGUUCUUCUGGAAGAAAGAGAUAACAGAGCUUUGGUAGAGCAAUAUGUGAAAUUAGUUAUUCAGUGGAAUUCAGAAAAAUCAAAGGGAAAAGAAAGGGGACGCCCUCCAUCACGAGUCGAAUUAUUCCAUGCUUGCUUUACUCAUGCUAAUGGAAGCCCCUCAAGCAACAUUGUGGCGGAAAAAUUGGCUGCAAUGAAAGAACUAGAAAAUCAACUUCCUGAAGACGAGGAUGAUCAAGUUGGUCAAAAUGACAUAUUUGCUCAAAUUAUUGGACCAGAUAGACCAGGUCGAGUACGUAUGUUUGGUGAUGGUGUUAACCCAUCUGAUUUAUGGGGAGAAGUUCCAAGCCGUAGUACAUGCAACCGAAUAGUGAUGGAGCAAAGGACAAAGUUAGAAAAAAUGGAUAAACAAGUUGGAUGCUCUGUCUCGAUAAAAAGUCUAUUUGAUUCGAUGAAAAUUGUGGCAAAAGGAGUUGUUCAUAGCAUGGAUCCAAAUACUGAAGUAGGAAGACAGGCAUUGGGACCAAAUUGGUGUGAAAUACAAGUUCUAGUUGUCUUAGAACGGGAAGAGAGUUUGAUUAGGCCAUAUGAUCUUUUACAAAGGUUUGAGGAUACACUUGGAGGAAUGAUAGCUUGGCCUUGCCAUCUGUUGACAGUUAAUGAAGAAGACUUCUACUAG